AUAAUAUAAAUAACAUAUACAUAACCUAAAAGUCUUCUCAUAUUUACAAAGGUGUAUUUGAUUUAUAAAAAGCAAUAAGAGAUGUCCUUAUUUAAAUUCGAAUGGUUAUAUAAAAUAGUUAGGAGACACUCAAAACCAAUACCCGAGAAUAGAGCUCAGGUAUGGAAAUCAAGAUUAUCCAUAAUGUACAUGGUCCUAGCAUGGAAUGCAUUUGGUGUAAUUUGUUAUACCUUCUACAAGGGUAGAGGUGAUUGGGCAAAGCAUCAUGGUGUGUCAAAUUCAGAAGGAACUCCAGCACAACAAUGGACGAGAACUUUGGGCAUUAAAGAUGCCACCGUCUACAGAGUAAAGGGCUUUAAUUUAAGCAGAUACGAAAUCCACAAUGACGAAUCCGAUCUUAAGGAUAAACCGAUGUUCGGAUUCCAAUUGGAGAAUGAGACUACACAAAGUGAAGACAGUGAAACGUUAACCGAGUAGAGUAAUAAAUAUAAAAUACUAAUAUGCAAAUCACAUUAUAUAAAAAAAGAGAGAGAACGUAAUACACACACAGUAAACUGUCUAGACGAGAUGUGUAAAUAUCAGUAUAAAAUAAUAAUAGGAACAACAGAAUAAAAUAUAAUUAAAAAAUAA
Nicrophorus vespilloides is the source of this 630-nucleotide messenger RNA. RefSeq lists its product as uncharacterized. The transcript is spliced from 3 exons. The record is from RefSeq and is a predicted model, not a curated record. Lineage: Eukaryota; Metazoa; Arthropoda; Insecta; Coleoptera; Silphidae. Bases 82 to 477 code for a protein of 131 amino acids.